GAGUAACGAACUGGAGAGCCUUCCCCUUUCCCACGACGUAUAUGCUGGACCCGUCUCCGUCAAUGCUGAUUCCGCGACAAGACCGUUGGGAAACCGAGACGGAGAACGAUUCCUUGCUUCGCCCUUGAUGAUCAUAUGAGAUAGCCUUGACAUGUCCAGAUAGAAGUGCAGUAUAGGCGGUGCAAUGCGUAGGGUGGAACACAAUGUCGAAUACUUGUGAACCAACAGAGACGUCAGGCAUGAUAAAGAGCGAAAGCAUACCUAUUUGAGGGGCUUCUAAUGUUGCAUAACGCGCCCUCUGGAGACGACUACGAAGAACCAAGGUGUACGGCGUGUGUAGACUUGUGGGUGCUUGUCACUGCGACAUGUAGGCUCCUCCUCAUGCUCACAUCCCGAAGUCGCAAGGAUUUGCGACAGAUUCGUAAUUUCGCAACCACCAAGUUGACUCAUAAAAACCCUGUGCCGGAGGAGAAUAUAGAUAUAGCGGUUAGAGGAAGGGUCACUAUCUCUAUCCACAACAUAUAUAUCCCGGUCAAGAUGUUUUUUGAAACUCUUGCUAGAAAACAAUCAAGAAGGAUAUUCUCAAUCUUUCAAGCAUCUUCAGGCUCCCCAGCCAAGUUGAACUGGCGCAGGAUCUGCGGCGUUGCUUGCACUAGAAACGCUAGAUACGAAACACGCGGAGUUGAAACAAUGACAUGCAUCAUUUGGGUGGUCGCCAAAGAUACGCUAAACGUCCACGGCAUGCUUCCCAGUAGUCCAUGUGGUAAGAUCAUCCGUCGGUAUCCUUUUCACAGCAUCCGAAUUGAGACCAGGAGUGGGUUUCUGUUUGGCGCCAAUUCUAAAGAAGAGAGCCUUUGCAUGCGGACGACUCUAUAUAUCCGAGCUUCUCGGGAAGCCUUUUCUUACUAGCACUGGACUGUGUAUACACGCCAGAUGCAUUCGUCUUUCGAAGGCAAGAUGACGAAUCGAACACUACCGGGUCCGGGGAAUGGUGGUUUAUUGAUCUGAAUUUAUCCGCGGCCGUCCGUGACCCUGACAUCGAUGAGAAGACUGGGGGUUAUGCGUAUGACGCGGAUAGAGACCUUAUGAACGAAAAGAUCAAGAUUGUG
Messenger RNA from Desarmillaria tabescens, 1109 nucleotides. RefSeq lists its product as uncharacterized. The coding region runs from base 280 to 909 and encodes 209 amino acids. Lineage: Eukaryota; Fungi; Basidiomycota; Agaricomycetes; Agaricales; Physalacriaceae. The transcript has 5 exons. The record is from RefSeq and is a predicted model, not a curated record.